This is a messenger RNA of Grammomys surdaster, 131 nucleotides long. RefSeq names its product beta-defensin 38-like. Gene Ontology annotation, cellular component: extracellular region. The annotation marks the transcript as partial. Gene Ontology annotation, biological process: defense response. The transcript has a single exon. Lineage: Eukaryota; Metazoa; Chordata; Mammalia; Rodentia; Muridae. The record is from RefSeq and is a predicted model, not a curated record.
CUACUGGCCAUGACACAUCAAAAUGUGUCCAAAAUAAAAAUGGCUGUUACUACUUUGAAUGCCCAUGGUUGACUAAUUUUGUUGCCACCUGUUAUAAAGGAAAAGGCAAGUGUUGCCAAAAACGCUAUUAG